This is a messenger RNA of Brachypodium distachyon (stiff brome), 1516 nucleotides long. Its product is annotated as NAC domain-containing protein 48. The record is from RefSeq and is a predicted model, not a curated record. Lineage: Eukaryota; Viridiplantae; Streptophyta; Magnoliopsida; Poales; Poaceae. Gene Ontology annotation, biological process: regulation of DNA-templated transcription. Bases 130 to 1008 code for a protein of 292 amino acids. Gene Ontology annotation, molecular function: DNA binding. The transcript is spliced from 3 exons.
UCCCGGAACAAGUUUCAAGCCUCCUCUCCUCCUUCCUGUACACACAACAGAGAAGAACAGCGGAGAGAUAGUUGUCCUUCCAGUAGAGACUAGAGAGGAAGAAGUAGCGAGCGUGAGAGAGUAUCGAAGAUGAGCGGCGGACAGGACCUGCAGCUGCCGCCGGGCUUCCGCUUCCACCCGACGGACGAGGAGCUCGUCAUGCACUACCUCUGCCGCCGCUGCGCCGGCGCGCCCAUCGCCGUCCCCAUCAUCGCCGAGAUCGACCUCUACAAGUUCGACCCAUGGCAGCUCCCCAAGAUGGCGCUGUACGGCGAGAAGGAGUGGUACUUCUUCUCCCCGCGGGACCGCAAGUACCCGAACGGGUCGAGGCCCAACAGGGCGGCCGGGUCGGGGUACUGGAAGGCCACGGGGGCCGACAAGCCCGUGGGCUCGCCCAAGCCCGUGGCCAUCAAGAAGGCGCUCGUCUUCUACGCCGGGAAGGCGCCCAAGGGCGAGAAGACCAACUGGAUCAUGCACGAGUACCGCCUCGCCGACGUCGACCGCUCCGCCCGCAAGAAGAACAGCCUCAGGUUGGACGAUUGGGUCCUGUGCCGCAUCUACAACAAGAAGGGCGGGCUGGAGAAGCCGGCGGCCGCGGACCAGAAGCCGCCGCUGAUGGGCGGCUACGGGGCUGCCGCCAUGGCGAGCUCCCCUCCAGAGCAGAAGCCCCUGGUGGGUUCCGGCAUGGCCCCGCCGGCUUUCCCCGACUACGCGGCGUACUACGACCGGCCGUCGGACUCGAUGCCGCGGCUGCACGCGGACUCGAGCUGUUCGGAGCAGGCCGCCGUGCUGUCGCCGGACCAGUUCCCGGGCGGCGGCGAGGUGCAGAGCCAGCCCAAGAUCAGCGAGUGGGAGCGCUCCUUCUCCACCACCACCGCCGACAACCCGGCAUCCGCCGGCGGCGGGCUCGGGCUCGGCGGCGACCCGCUGCUCCAGGACAUCCUCAUGUACUGGGGCAAGCCGUUCUAAGCAACAAAGCGAUCAAAAUCAUGGCAUCCAUCGUUAGUUCUUGGGAGGCAAUGACGUUCGCGGGCGAGCCGCCGGAGUUGACCCGAUCGAGCACGGGAUAAUUUUAAGAAGAAUUUAGAAGAGGGAUUAGAUGGUUGAUAAGACAAAGGCAGGUGUCGUUGGUGAUGUCGACUCGAAUUGAAGGGCGGCGAUGAGUCCGUGGAGGGGCCUCCCGGUUCAUAUCUGGAGUAGUACUUGGUGACAGCUAGCGGAGGUGAAGGGUGAUAGCGUUGGCUGCUGCAUUGUUUGCAUCAUCGAGGGCGGUUGCAUGUGUGUGUAUAUGUGUACAUACAUGGGACAUGCAUAUGAUUGAUUCGGUUCAGGGGAGUUUCUAACUUCCCUGUUCCUGUUUCUUCAUUCGUUUAUUGUAAGGGUUCCUUCCGUAGCGGUUACUGUGCUAGAGGCGGCAGUGUAUGGUGGAGCAGUGGUACUGUAAUAAAAAAAAUGCCCAUUGGUAGUGUCUGUGUAA